CAAGCGCGGCCCUGCGAACCAGAGCCAAACAUCAUUCGUGCAGUCACAUUUCCCUCAUUGAUAUUCUAUGAAGAAGCUCGACAGGGUCAUUGUGGAGAAAUCACAAAAGAACAGUGCAGAUAUAAGAUACGUUCACCUUGACUCACUACUUGAAGUGGUCUAUAAAAGAAGACGCAGCUCACGAUUCGAUCAAACCAUAUGAAAAUGUCUCGUGCAAUCGUUGUCGCUUUUGCGAUCCUGGCGCUCUUGCAAGCGGCCUCUGCUAAUUCUGAUAUAUCUAAAGUUAAGAACAUUCAGAUCGAUUUAACGGAAAAAGAUAUCGUGCCAAAAACAACGUUGAAAAAUCUAGAAUCUAACACGUUCACUGGUGGAUUCAUUGGAAAUAUUGAAAUUGGACAACGAUUUCCUGACGAGGUAGUUUUGCGUAGAGUUAUCGAGUUUGAAAACCCAACCAAUAAUGUUCAAUCAACAACUAUAACACUGACGGCCAAUAGAGGUAUUAUUCAUUACGUUAGAAUACUAAAUGAUCCUGGCAGCUACGCAGUGAUAUGCGACGAGCCGAACAGCUUGGGAUCAUCCAGAGGCAAUUUUAAUAUUCGCGUUUCUCCUCGUACUAAAUCCACUCUCACAGUAAUAGCAGCGGCACAUAACGUGUAAACAAAUUAACAGUGUAUGCAGAAAAUAUUAUAUUCUCUUUUUUUGUAAAAGUUUGUCAACUGUGAUAAGAAACUAUUUUCAAUGUAUUCUUAUUUUGCAUGAAAAUAAAGAUUUAAUCGAAAUCAAUAA
Pseudomyrmex gracilis is the source of this 786-nucleotide messenger RNA. RefSeq lists its product as uncharacterized. Bases 199 to 657 code for a protein of 152 amino acids. The record is from RefSeq and is a predicted model, not a curated record. Lineage: Eukaryota; Metazoa; Arthropoda; Insecta; Hymenoptera; Formicidae. The transcript has 3 exons.